AUGGCGAAACUUAGCUCCAAAACCGCCGCCUUCCGCAGGCGUUUCCACCGAGGAAAAGGAAUCUAUCGUACGUCCGCUAUCCAGAACCUCCACUCUUUCCACCCCUUUGCUGAUGCAAUUAAGGGUGAUGACCUGCUGCUUGUGGGGGCCGAGGAUUAUAUCCGUAUAAGAAUUCAACAGCGCAACGGCAGGAAGACCCUUACCGCUGUCCAGGAAGACCUUACAGCUGUCCAAGGGAUUGCUGACAAAAAUAAACUAGGGAAGGCGUUUAAGAAGACAUUGGCCUGCAAUGGCGCUGUGAUGGAGCAUCCAGAAUAUGGAGACGGGAUUCAGCUCCAGGGCGACCAGCGCAAGAACGUAGGCCAGUGCCUCGUAGAGAUUGGUCUGGCUAAGGACGACCAGCUGAAGGUUCAUGGGUUUUAA
Molecule: messenger RNA, 423 nt
Organism: Echinops telfairi (small Madagascar hedgehog)
Lineage: Eukaryota; Metazoa; Chordata; Mammalia; Afrosoricida; Tenrecidae
Product: eukaryotic translation initiation factor 1-like
Exons: 2
Coding region: 1-423 (140 amino acids)
Biological process (GO): translational initiation
Cellular component (GO): eukaryotic 43S preinitiation complex
Molecular function (GO): ribosomal small subunit binding; RNA binding; translation initiation factor activity
Source: RefSeq, a predicted model, not a curated record